Messenger RNA from Phragmites australis (common reed), 501 nucleotides. RefSeq names its product paired amphipathic helix protein Sin3-like 5. Gene Ontology annotation, cellular component: histone deacetylase complex; chromatin. Bases 42 to 326 code for a protein of 94 amino acids. The transcript has a single exon. Gene Ontology annotation, biological process: negative regulation of transcription by RNA polymerase II. NCBI's taxonomy places the organism in Eukaryota, Viridiplantae, Streptophyta, Magnoliopsida, Poales, Poaceae. The record is from RefSeq and is a predicted model, not a curated record. Gene Ontology annotation, molecular function: transcription corepressor activity.
GCAGCAGCAGCAGGGCUCCGUCGCCGUCGGUGGAGGACGCGAUGGGCUACGUCCAGAUGGUGAAGGAGGCGUUCCAGGACGCGCACCCGGACAAGUACCACCUCUUCCUCCGCACCAUGGACGACUUCAGGAGCCAACGGAUCGGCAUCGCCGAGGUGACGUCGACCGCCAGGGCGCUGUUCCGGGACAGCCCCGAGCUGGCGCUGGGAUUCAACGUCUUCCUGCCCAAGGGACACAAGAUCCAGAUCGGGCUUGACGAGCUCGCCGCCUACCUCGUCCGGGACUUCACCCUGGACGAUGACGAGGACGACGAGGAUGCCCACUGACUCCGUCCAUACAUCACCAUUGUUGUGUCACCAUCUUCCGUUCUCCCUCUAGUUUUUUCCUCCUACAUUUUUGUAAAUAUUUUUUGGCACCGUUUCAUGCAUGCUACUCGAGUUUCUCAUCAGAAAAAUCAAGAAAACUUGUCUACCUUGCCUUGAGAAUUAUCGAGGAAUAAAA